AUGUUUUGGCUUCUCUUUCAACGGCCUUCCAGGGCUACGCCAGACGUUGAUGUGAUGAGCGUGAUAUACGAUCGCGAUCCUUGCGGACUAGAAGUACGACCACCGGAAGAAGGGCUCGAAGUAUGGGCUCCCGACGUUGGAGGCCUGGAGGUCUCGACCCGCGAGCAGGUUGAGCAGGCGUUGGAAGUAUUUUGCGGCUGCGACGACUUGGAGGCUGUAGAUCCCAGCGCAAACGGCUUUGUUAGGGUCAAUACCGAGAGUUUCAUUGAGAAACCUGAACAAGAAUCAUCGGACGAGCAUCUGAGAAAGAAGCAGUGGCUCAUCCUCACCCUAGCAGGCGUCGCUGUGCUGUUCAUCAUCCUGGCAACCGUGCUUGGCAUCGUCCUUGGAUUGCGACUCAACAACAGCAGCAGCAAGACUCCUACAGAAACACCACGAGCCUCCGCUACGCCUCCAGCUACUUCUUCAAAACCGGUGAAUGCCGUCUAUGCAACCUCAGGCAUCGGAGUCACCGGCUGGUGGACAGGCCCGUCCAGCUUCACCAUCCGCCUCAUAUACCAAGAUCAACACGGGUACCUGCGUCUGAUGCGAUACCAUUCCGGCGAUGGCAACUGGUCCACGCUGGCCACAUUUUCAGAUACAAAUGCAAAACUAGGCAGCCCAAUAGCAGCAACGAGCUACAACAUCCCCUUCUAUUGCUUCAGCCCGAUAACGAGCAGUAAUAACUUCACACAAGUCGAAAUCUUCUACCUCAACAAUGAAAACAUACUCCAAGAAUGGUACUUCCGCGAACAAGACUCCGCCUAUCCCUCAGCACAAACUUUCUCCGGCAGCGGCCCCAUGUCCCCCAACGGAUGGAAAGCCUCGCCAAACACGCGCCUCGCGGCAUACUGGCCCAGCGUCAUCUUCCAAGACGGAAACAACCAGGUCCAAGAAGCGUACGACGCCAAUCUCACCUGGGCGCGGAGCAGCAAGGGCCUCAAGAGCCGAAACGGCUCGGCUUUGGCAGAGGUGCCGUCUUCUGUCCUCGAGGGGAGAUUCGGAGGCGACAAGAUUCUCUAUCAGCGGGAUGACCAGAAGCUCAUUCUCGAGGGGCGAACCAACUUGACCAAUAAGUUGAGCAUUGGUGCACCGCCCAUCGCCAUUCCACCCAACAGCCCCAUGGGAGCCUUCACCGUCCCCCGAUACUCCAACUCAUCCGAUGGCGCCAUGAACACCUACAUACUAUGGCAAAACAGCUCAGAUACCCUCUUAAUGACCUGGGAGGACGACGACACCGGGUGGCGGACUUCAUCGACGCCUACAUUUCUCGGCAGGCCCGACAAUGGCACGGGCAUAUCUUGCCUCACCGCCACGCUCUGGACUGUCGCUUCUUUGCCAUCGGACUACAACACGGCUCGCUGCUAUUACUUGGUGAAUGGACAGAUUCGAGAGGUGCAAUAUGAUGGUUCUAAUUGGGCGGUGAUUGGAAAUGUGCUUUUGGAUUGA
Molecule: messenger RNA, 1488 nt
Organism: Trichoderma gamsii
Lineage: Eukaryota; Fungi; Ascomycota; Sordariomycetes; Hypocreales; Hypocreaceae
Exons: 3
Coding region: 1-1488 (495 amino acids)
Source: RefSeq, a predicted model, not a curated record